UGUUGCAGAGAACACCGGGACACCAUGAGGUUCGUGGUGACAGCGGUGGCUUUAGUGCUGGCGAUGGCUCCCGCGUGGCAGCCUUCUGCAGCUCGACCCUGGCAAGCGUGGCAAGUCCCUCCCAGUGGGACGCGCGGCGGGCCGUUCCCGGGGCGACAGGGUGCAACUGCAGUAAGAGGGCCACAGGUUGCCUUCCAGUACCGAGGUGGCAUCGACGCCCCCCAGGCCAAAGCUUUCAGCCACUCGCGGCCGCGCCCCCAGCCGAUGGCGAUCGGGAAGGCCAUUGACGGCAACGCCGAGGCGCAGAGGCUGGAGGGGGCGACAGGGAGGACGAUAAGGAUUUCGGAUCUCCUGCCGAACAACGAGCUCCAGAACAACGUCGGGGGUCAGGUCAGGCUCGAAGACCUGACCGCCGGGUUGCCGGAUACGUACAUUCCUGGAGGAGUCGGCGCCGGGAGCGCGCAGAUCUCCAUUUCCGGACCCCCCGGGCUAAGUGGCGCCGAUUUAGGGGCGUCGGCUGGUGUAUCCCUUGGAGAGGCUGUUGCCUCCAACUUUGGAGGGGCGGCCCCAUCAGGCAGCCUGAGUCUCGGGGAAUCUGGCGGCGUGACUUUGGCAGAAGCGACGAGCAGCUUUUCCUCUGGCGGAGCAAGCGACGCAGGCAUCAGCUUACCAGGCAUCUCGUCCUCUGGAGGUGCCGGUGGCUCAGCCACUGGUGUGUCCGGGAACUUUGGAGGAAUACCUGACUUCACAGAUAUUCCAUCGUCAUUUGGCGUUGCUUCCCCAGCUAUUCCCGGAAGUCCAGAUUUAUCCAGCCCUGGAUUCGACAAUACCUUCUCCGGCUCUCAAUUCCCAUCUUCCCCUGUCACUAUUUCCAGUCAGACAAACACACAGUUUACUUCAGACAGUCUCUUAACGGGAGGCGGAUCUCCCUUGAACGAGAGGAUUCCCGAGAACCCGAUCCUCCCCAACUUUGGUGCGGAUACUCCAGCCAGUGCUAGCAUCCUUAACCCAGUUCUGUCGUCACAGACUUCUGUUGGAGACACGAAGUCCUUCUUCGGAGGGGGAAAUGACCCGAUCAGAGAUCUCCUUUCGAAACUGACGCUGGGUAUUUUGGACAGUCGAAGCGCUUCGGGAGGCGCCGGCGGGGCGUCAAAUUCCCCCCUGGGAUCGCUGCUAAACUUAGACGUUCUCGGCCUCGGGAGAGAUUUCAUCGACGGCCUCGUGCAGAUGGCUGCCACCAACCUGGACAGCAUCACCAGGGAGACGACGUCCGGGCUCAGACUCCUGGGAGACGAGAUUCAGUUUCAGGGCGAACAGAGCUUGGGGAACUUGUUCAGAAAUAUCCAGCAAUCGGGCCGGACGGUCGGCACCGUGGGGAUGAACACAUACCGCGGAUUCCUUCAGAAGCAAAGUGCCGUUAACAGAUUCAUCAACGGUAUAGUCGAAGACUUUGGCGACUUUGCAGACAAGACAGUUAACAAGACCAUCUCUAAGGUUGUGGACACAGUCGGUGCAGUUGGGCGCUUUAUCUCCGACAUAAAGAUCGGAAUCAUCAACGCCCUGAUCGCCAAAGGAGAAGCAUUCAGAGGCUUAGUCGAGGGAACGCUAGAAACAGCAGGCUCAGCCGUGGCGGAUAUCACGUCUUCCAUUCGUGCCGUGGCCGAGGAUAACAUCAGGGCUAUCACCGGCAUCGAUAAAAGAUUUAGAAGAUCGACGCAUAAGUGAUAAUUCCUCUUGCCUUUUGGUUCGCCUUACAAAGGGACCAGCGAGUCCGAAAUGGCCGUCGUUGUUUCGACGGAGGCAAAAGAAGGAAAUAAAAAAAGUAUGUGAAAACAAAAGACACUCGUUCAUGAGUUGUUUGGAACAUAACUAUAGCUAGUCUAGUUACGCGUGAGCUUCCAAAACAUAGCGGAAAAGCUAUGUGCUUGCGGUCAUUCCAUUCCAAGUUAUUUUUUGGCGGGCAAAAGCUACAAGGAAAGUGUUUUAUACUUUGUUAUUUUGUCCUUUUUGU
Molecule: messenger RNA, 2011 nt
Organism: Penaeus indicus
Lineage: Eukaryota; Metazoa; Arthropoda; Malacostraca; Decapoda; Penaeidae
Product: mucin-19-like
Exons: 2
Coding region: 25-1725 (566 amino acids)
Source: RefSeq, a predicted model, not a curated record